CCGGAGCGCCGCGCUUUACGUGCACUGAUCCGGGAUGGAGUACGCUUCCGGACCUUGAAGAAUCCUGGGUUGGAGAAGAGAAGGAUUGAGUUUGGGGGUGCUCAGAUGGGGAAGAGAGGCAGCUGUCUCUCCCCUUUCCCUCCACUGGGGAACUGGAAUCAAAGUGGCCAUACUGUGAAAAGCGCUGCAGUUACUGUAACUUUAACAAGUAUAUCCCCCGAGGGCUGGAUGAAGAUGCUAUGCAGAGAUGCCUUGUGAAGGAGACAACUACCCUCCUGAAACUCAGUGGGGUGCAACGGAUUGACUCUGUGUUCUUUGGUGGGGGGACACCGAGCCUGGCUAGCCCUCACACAGUGGCCACAGUCCUGGAGGCUAUCGCCCAGACUACCCACUUGCCUGCCAAAGCUGAAGUUACUCUAGAAGCCAACCCGACCUCAUCACAGGCAUCAAGGCUGGCUGCCUUCCAAGGGGCAGGUAUCAACAGACUAUCCAUUGGCGUCCAGUCCUUAGAUGAUACAGAACUCCAGCUGCUGGGCAGGACACACUCAGUGUCAGAAGCCUUGAGGACCUUGGAAGAGGCAUGGCGUCUGUUUCCAGGGCGCACAUCUGUGGAUCUCAUGUUUGGCCUCCCAGCGCAGCAGGUGGAACCAUGGCUCAGGCAGCUGCAGGAGCUACUUUCCCUCUGUGAUGACCACAUCUCUCUCUACCAUCUGACCCUGGAGAGAGGCACUCUGCUCUUUGCCCAGGUCCAGCAAGGGACCCUGCCCUCCCCAGACCCAGAAGCUGCAGCUGAGAUGUACCAGGAUGGGCGGGAGGUCCUGAGGGAGGCCGGCUUCCGCCAAUAUGAAGUUUCCAACUUUGCGAGAAAUGAAGCUCUCAGCACCCAUAAUUGGACCUAUUGGCAAGGUGGUCAGUACAUAGGUGUUGGGCCUGGGGCCCAUGGGCGAUUUGUGCCCCAGGGGGAUGGAGGGAGCUUUCGGGAAGCUCGAAUCCAGACAUUGGAACCUGAUAAUUGGAUGAAGGAAGUUUUAAUGUUUGGACAUGGCACCCGGAAACGAGUGUCCCUGAGUGAGCUGGAGCUAUUGGAGGAGGUUUUGGCUCUGGGGUUACGUACAGACAUAGGAAUCACUCACCAGCACUGGCUGUACUUUGAGCCCCACUUGUCCCUGUGGGAUGUGUUUGGGGAAUCUGAGGAAGUGAGGGAGCUCCAGUCACAAGGUCUGUUGCUGCUGGACCACAGCGGGCUUCGGUGUUCCUGGGAAGGGCUGGCUGUGCUGGAUACUAUACUGCUGAGACUCCUUCUCCAGCUCCAGAAUGCCUGGAAAAACAGGCCUCCUCCCACCUUCAAGGUCACUGAGUCAGGAGCUGCCUCCCAGAGCGGGGAUUCAUGCUUCAGGGGAAAGAGAUGUGGAUCAGAAUCUUUUCACCAAUGUGACCCCAGCUCAAGAUACACAAUUCUCUCAGGACGGCGAUCCAAGUCUCCCAGGAAUUCUCCACCUAAUGUCUCUUCAUAAGUUAAGAAUUAAACUAAGUUCUCUAGAAAUAUCUGUCUCUUAAGAAGAAAGUUCUGUUAAUUUUUUCUGUGCCUUUUUCACACACAUAGAAUCUCUUGCUUUGACAGUUAAUUCACUCUAGGUAAAACUGAUUCUUCCUACAAGAUUCUAUUCCCUUUCUCUUAAAAACACAGUAACUUUAAGGUUAUACCUGGAUUUAUACAUAUCUCUUCCAACAACAGAAUAUAAGCUCUGAAAGGGCCAGUUUCACUCUUGUCUUUGUAUUCCCAUGGCCAAGCACAAGGCCUGGCACAAGAGCUUGCUUAAUACACAUCUGUUGCCUGAUUGAAAUAUCUGAAGUAGCAUUCCAACCAUGGUCUUUCUGACUCCAAGUCCAGUGCUCUUUCCACUAAGCCACACUGCCUUUCAUAAAGGCUUUUUGCCAAUAGGGAGGCAAAUAAAGGGAGUGGUAUGGGCAUUUGUAAACUUUAUCAUCUAAUUUUUCCACAGCGUGCAGGAAAAGCAGUCAACUUACUAUUCACCAAAUAUUGUCACCAAGAAAACCAAGCCAAAAAAAAAAAAUUGAAACAAUGUCUUGGACUUCAAUGGACUCAAGUUUAGAAGGAAAAAAUAGGUGGAUAAAACGUUUUUCAUGAAAACACAGGUUUGGUCAAUUUACAUGUCCCCACAAUUCCAAUGUGCCUGUUCACCUGUCCUACUACUUUUCCCUUCCCUUGGCUGCUGUUUUAAAGUUUCCCCUAUCCCAAAGUGGAAUUUUUAUUACAGGGCUAACGCUCUUUCAAUUUUAUACUGAUUAAAUCAGUACUGCAGUAUUUGAUUAACCAAGCUUCUGCAGAAUUUGUGAUUCUUGGACUUUUUUGAUGUAAGAAAUACUU
Molecule: messenger RNA, 2389 nt
Organism: Vombatus ursinus (common wombat)
Lineage: Eukaryota; Metazoa; Chordata; Mammalia; Diprotodontia; Vombatidae
Gene: RSAD1
Product: radical S-adenosyl methionine domain containing 1
Exons: 11
Coding region: 240-1514 (424 amino acids)
Biological process (GO): porphyrin-containing compound biosynthetic process
Cellular component (GO): cytoplasm
Molecular function (GO): coproporphyrinogen oxidase activity; 4 iron, 4 sulfur cluster binding
Source: RefSeq, a predicted model, not a curated record